This is a messenger RNA of Rotaria sp. Silwood2, 285 nucleotides long. NCBI's taxonomy places the organism in Eukaryota, Metazoa, Rotifera, Eurotatoria, Philodinida, Philodinidae. The record is from the annotation of a GenBank genome assembly.
AUGUUACAUGAACAAUUCACCUCAAACAAUAAUAGAAAACAAAAAGCUAAAUCAAAUAGUGACGAAUUCUUCAAUAUAUUAGGAAAAGUUAACAAAUUUCUGGAAUAUACAUUUUCAUUACCAAUGAAAAUAUAUGAUGAUUUUGUGAGUAAUAUUUAUGACUUAAUUACUAACAAUCUAGAAUCAUGUGCAAUGUGUACGUGUAUUACAAUAACUGCAACAGUGUCUGUUACAUGUAUUGCAGUUGGAGUUGGUAUUGGCACUGGCAUAGGUUGUUUUCGAUAA